This is a messenger RNA of Staurois parvus, 640 nucleotides long. Lineage: Eukaryota; Metazoa; Chordata; Amphibia; Anura; Ranidae. The record is from the annotation of a GenBank genome assembly.
GCCGCCAACAAACACACACACACACAGAGACACCUGUACACACACACAGGCAUGUACAUACACACACACACAGAGAAACAUGUACACACACGCACAGAGACACCUGUACACACACACACAUACAGAGUACAUGUACACACAUACAGAUAAACAUGUACACACACACAGAUGUACACAUGUACACACGCACAGACACAUGUACGUACACACACACACACAUACACACACAUACAGACAUGUACAUACAUACACACACACACACACACACAGAUACAUGUACAUACACAAAAAUACACACGCACAGACAGGUACAUACACACACACAUGUACAUACAUACAGUUACAUACACAUAGACACAUGUACGUAUGUACACACACACACACACCUAUAAAAUGUUGCAGUACUUCGUUGUUCACUCACAGAGCCGGGUACUGCACUCUAGGGGGAGGCAGAGAGACAAGCACACUCCUUCCUUUGCUUUCACUGCGCUCAGCUAUUGAGCAGUCUGACGGCUCCCAGUGCCACUGACAGAUCCGGCCUGAGCUCCGAGCCUGCUCAGCAAGACAGCCCUGGGGGACACACUCGCCCCCACUAUAAUUUCCACUCACCAUUGGCGAGCAGGCGAGUGGAAAUUUCAAG